This is a messenger RNA of Drosophila mojavensis, 672 nucleotides long. RefSeq lists its product as uncharacterized. The coding region runs from base 1 to 672 and encodes 223 amino acids. The transcript has a single exon. NCBI's taxonomy places the organism in Eukaryota, Metazoa, Arthropoda, Insecta, Diptera, Drosophilidae. The record is from RefSeq and is a predicted model, not a curated record.
AUGAACAUAUCACAGCUGUUUCAGUCGUAUCAGGACUUGUCCGGGCAGCAGAUGAACCAAAUCAAUGAGUAUGUGGCGCGAGCCCUGCUGCACGUGGUCCACAUUCACAUUAUGAGCGUGACGCCGUCGCUGGUGCUGACCCUCUGCUGCCGCAACAAUCAUACGUGCAACUUCUACACCGAGAUGAUGACCGUACUCUUUCGAGACUGGGGCAUAGCCCCGCUCCAGAUAGUCACUGUGGAGCAGGGCAUUCUGCGAAAAUUUGUUCCGGGUCGCCGACACUACAAUAUCAUAUUCACGGACUCCUAUGCGGCCUUUGCGGAGAUCGAGGUGGAGGCCCACUCCAAGGAGUACAACUACAACGAGUACUAUUACAUCUUUCUGCAAGCACGUGAUCGUCUGCUGCUGAGCGAGAUGCAUCGCAUCUUCGAGCAUUGCUGGCGCCACCAGCUCAUCAAUUGCAACGUCCAGGUGCAGCGCGCCAAUGGCGACAUCCUGCUUUACACGUACCUGCCAUUCGGGCCCGAGAGCUGUGCAGAUACGACGCCCAAGCUGAUUAAUCGCUACAACGGCAGCCACAUGCUAAAUCCGCAGCUCUUUCCCCGCAAGCUGAACAAUUUCUUUGGAUGUCCACUGCGCGCAGGGCUGUUGCAUUUACCGCCGUACCUCUAG